GCACUAGUUGUCAACCGGAGAAACAGGCGUUGACCUGUGUGUGUCGUCAACACGGCGUUUGAGCAAGGGGUGAAGUGAGUGCUACGACCCAGUGUAUCAAGUUUUGUUGGACGUGAAGACCCCGCGCGAUGGCGGUGAAUGAACAGAGAGGGUAUCGGUCUGGUGGCGAUAGUCGGAGGAGGGAUGAGCGCCGAAGUGAGGAGCGUAAAGAAGACGACCUGCGUGAUGAGGAUCAUACCAGGCGGUAUAGAGCGCCGACAUGUUUCAACUGUCACGAGCCAGGGCACUAUGUGAACCAGUGCCCUGAGAAGAAUCGAAGGCGAUAUUACUCGGAAAGACCAUCGACGUCCUAUGACUCUCGAGGGGGGCGUUCACCUCGUAGGCGGGAUUAUCGGCAUGAUAACUCACCCGGAAAGGAGGUGAUAAGCAGUACGGUCGCUGAACUUGGAAAAUCCGUGGCUGCUAUGAAGGACUUCUACGAGGAGGCACGGCUGGAGGAGGCUAAGGAGCGUCGGAGGACCGAGAAGAUCGAGGCUGAAGAGCGGGAGGCGGCUGAACGGGAGAAGGCGGAGCGCAAAGCUAAGAAGAAGAUGGAUAAGAUGAGACGGGAGGCGGAGGUCAAAGCUGAGCGAAGGGCGGAGCUCCGUAAGGAUAACGACAUUCAUCUAGUGAUCCGUCUGAGCGAGAUGGAGGACAAUUUCUCCGCAAAGAUGAAGUGUGUUACUGAGCCACUAAAAGAACUGCUCAAGAAAGGGAAGAGGAAAGUUACGUAUGCAUCCGCCAGUGACACGACUUCGGAGGAAGCCAGCGACACAAGCGUGACGCAAGAGUUGAGUGAGCAGGCAGGCAGAUUGUUUAUCUCCGAAAAAAGGAAGCGCGGCCCCGAGCAAGUUGUGGGAGACAGCCCACCAAUGGAGCUAACCCCGAAGCGUACGCCAAGGAAGGGAGCCUUGAAACCGACGAAGCUGACCGGCAGGCUCACAAGGGUGAAGAAGAUGGUGAAAUCGCCUAGAUCAGCCAAGCGGAAGGCGCCCGUAAAGACGCCGUUAUCCACCAGAUUGAAGACGGUCAUUCGGGCGAAGACACCAGUUCAGGCGGUUACCCCGGCUAAGAAAGGAGCGCUGCAGCGUCUGCGUUUCCGUGAUGUAGUUCUGAGUGACCUCAAGACCUUCGACGCUACGGAAUUGCAGCGUAUCUGCAAGGAGGAGGGUGUUCCGUAUGACGGUAAGAUCGACGCUAUCUUUGCAAUAGCUUACAGACGUGUUUGUGAGAGGUAUGGGCCUGACCAUCUCGAGAUUACCGAUGUUAUCGAGGUAAUCGAUAGUGAGGCGGGUCAACCGUCGGAAGAUCAGAGUGGGAAGAAGUCGAGACUAGGGAGGAAGGAGCGUAACAAAUCUCGGAAGGAGAGGCAGGGUAAUGUCGUGGAUUGUAAGAUCAUCCGGGAUAGACGGUCGGUGGAUGAGCCGUGGGUAGUUGACUUUUAUCACUUGUUUGAUAAUGGGGUUAGUGAUGGCCUGCUAAACCCACGCGUCAUUAUCGAGGGAGGGAAAGUAUGGCAUACUGGCUGGAAAAAGUUUGUCAGGGCCUUUGGUGAGACCAAGUUACGGAAGGAUGGACAGAUUAUGAGACUUAGAGAUUCUAAGCGUAUUUUGGAGGAAGGAGGGGAGUUCGAGAAUAUGGGAAAGGACUACUCGUUUGAUGGACGAUGUGCUGUUGUCGAUUGCGGCACGAGAUACCGAGAAAAGGGAUAGGAUAUUAUCUUCCUUUGAAGAGUGUUAUCCAGCAGAGCUUACUCUG
Chara braunii is the source of this 1797-nucleotide messenger RNA. The record is from the annotation of a GenBank genome assembly. NCBI's taxonomy places the organism in Eukaryota, Viridiplantae, Streptophyta, Charophyceae, Charales, Characeae.